Molecule: messenger RNA, 1704 nt
Organism: Lactuca virosa
Lineage: Eukaryota; Viridiplantae; Streptophyta; Magnoliopsida; Asterales; Asteraceae
Source: the annotation of a GenBank genome assembly
AUGUCUCCAGCAUCAAAGUCAAAGUCAAAGGACAAAAGGGCAGCUGCCAAGGACCCACCAAAAUCAUCCAAUAAAACCACCUCAACUCCAACUUCCGGUGGCGGCACCGCCGCCAACGGCUACAACCCCCUUCUCGGAACCUUCCAUGCACUCGAUAUAAACAACACAGACGAUCAUACCCAAAAUGCCCUUGGAGUCGAAUACGACUCCUUAUCCAACAACGGAAGCUGGUCCGGCGAAUCCGAAGACCACAAAGACAAAACCUCCGGCACCCCCUCCCGCCAUGAACCACCGCCACCGCCAGGUGUCGACAACGAUAAACGCGAAAAAAUCCGCCAAAAAAACGAAAAAAAACAUCAACGACAAAAAGAAAGACGCGCCCAAGAACUUCAUGAAAGAUGCAGCGGUUAUCUAAUGUCAAGAAAGCUCGAAGCAUUAGCUCAACAGUUAGUUUCAAUGGGGUUUUCUUCAGAACGUGCAACCAUGGCUCUUAUUUUAAAUGAAGGCCGAGUCGAACAAUCCGUCGCGUGGCUGUUCGACGGCGGUGAAGACUCCGACCACCGCGCCGCCGCCUCCGGCGGCGGCCACCUCAAAAUCGACAUAUCCGAGGAGCUCGCCAGGAUCACAGAAAUGGAAACAAAAUUUAAAUGCUCAAAACAGGAAGUCGAACGGGCGGUUGUCGCCUGUGAAGGCGACCUCGACCAGGCGGCAGAAACCUUAAAAUCUCAAAAACACGAACCACCUGCCGCCCCGAAAGUUGAAGAAUCCGGCGAACCACCUGCCGAACCGCCGAAGGCCGCCCCUACAACUUCACGAACGUUAUUAAAACCGCAGAAAAGUGAAGAUAAAGAUUUUAAUUAUACAAAAACGGUGAAUAUCGGGCCGCCAGCUGGCGACCCUGGAGUGAAAAGCUUGCAGUUGUUGAAAAAAAUUCCGGCGAGCUCCGAGAAGCGGUGGCCGGUGGCGGUUUCCGGAGCAAACCCUCCGCAGCCACCGAAAACCGAACUGAAAAGCCUCCAGCUCGGGUCAGUAAGGGAACCGGUUAUUGUAAUGCAGAGGCCUAAAUCAAAACCUAUACCUACAGUAAGCUCGUCAUCCUCCGAGUGGCACCCUACAGUAACUAACAUGAACCCUAACGGAUUCUCACAUAGCAUGCCCAGUUACGGGACAAGUGUCAACACACAAUUGUACGAUCAGUUUCACUACCCGCACCAGCACGCGGUGGAUAAUCAUCAUUUUAGUCAACAAAACGGGAUUAGCCAUAACCAUUUUAACAACUGUGGUAUCUGGAAUAGAAUGGGCGGUGUAAGUGGUGGCACCACCACUCCGCCGCUAGCUGCCGCCUCGUCUCUCGGGCUUUUCACCGGAUCAAACGGAUCUUCCGGGCCGUCGUCUCCGGUGGACUGGAAUGCCGGCGACUCGGUGCAGUUCGAUUACACAAACAUUGACUGGAGUUUGGAUCGGAUUCCGGCGAGGCCGAAUGGGAUGUGGAUGAAUUUGGGGUCGGCGGGGAACGGUGGUGAGUUUUAUUCGUCCGGGAAGGCUGCCACGAGACCGCCGGGGUUGCAUCCGGAGGUGGCGGUGGCGGUGGGUUCUGAAGCGGCGGCUGGUGGCGGCGGCGGUGGUCGUGAAUGGAGUUCUCCGUUUGAAGAGAAAGAGUUGUUCAGUUUCCCGAGACAGUUUGUGUCUUCACCCUCGCUGUAA